Molecule: messenger RNA, 17421 nt
Organism: Coregonus sp. 'balchen'
Lineage: Eukaryota; Metazoa; Chordata; Actinopteri; Salmoniformes; Salmonidae
Source: the annotation of a GenBank genome assembly
GGAGGACGGAGCCAUCUUGUUUUAUUUCCGUUCUGGAAUACAUUGGACAGGCCGAAUGAAAAACAGGGCUUAAUAAUAAUAAUGAUGUAGCUCGUUAUCUAUCAUAUAUUUCCACCUCUUUGAAUGGCUAGGACCUAUCUUUGGCGCUGAUAGGUUCGAAGCAAACGUUGGAUCAGGUCUCGGUUUAUUUUAUUUCUGAGUAGAGGAGUUACUAUGAAUGGAGGAUAAAUGUUGCCAAAGGCUGACAGCAGCAGUUACGUCCUUCUCUCUUUGCUCUUCGUCCUCACUUUAACAGACCCACCACGAACAGGUAAGACCGGUGAAAUGCAAUUGGUGGUCAUUUUUGUCAGCUAGCUUGCUUAUGUAUGUAUACCCGUGUGCUAUGGUAGGCCUAAUUGUACGGUAAUUUAGCUAGUGUAGAUGGCGUUUCUAGCUAGCUUAUCCACUGGUCUCAAUUUUUGCCGCUGCCUUUGCUGAAUAGCGCGUGGUGUUGUUAUGGCUCGCUGGCUAGCUCACUUACUGCGUAGCUAGCUAACUUUAACGUAAAUUAUUUUAUUUUUAGAAAAUGAGUUCUAUGGGGACAUGAUUGAAUAUUGAGCUGUAACUAGUUAGCUAUAUUUUGCCGUUCCAUCGUCGGUGUGGUUUACACUUUGCUCGAGAGAACGUUUACAAGUUAUAGCUAGCCUGCUGAAAGUCUAGCAUUACUAGUUAGCGGCUUUAGUUGUAGAUGCGUGAAUGUGGGUGCUCCACUUUAUUUCCAGAACCCAGUACUAGCUAGUGUUGUCACGAUACCAGCAUUUUGACUUCGAUAACGAUAAUAGGUUUAGUAUCACAAUACUCGAUACCAAAACAAUACCACGGGGGAAAAAAUAAUAUUAGUCACAGAAUCGCACUUGAGAUCCAGACAGAAAAACUCAGUUUGUAAAUUAGCUACUGAUCUGGGCCCGAUUAUCGCUAAAUCUCCGAGCUGUUUCCCAAAAACAUCGUUACUAAAGUUGCACAUGAAAACGCUCGUUAUUUACCGACUGCCUCAGACGACUAGUAGAAUAACUAGCUAAACGCGUCCUUAGAUGCUCUUCGAUUAUUUGGGUUUAAUGCUGUAACACAGAAUAAAACAAUUAAAAGUCCCAUGAUGGUAGUGACUGCCCAUUAUUGCUUGUCACUUAUUAACCAUUUAUUCACAUUACUUUACUUUAAUAAAAUAUUUCAGUUUUGUAUAUUACAUUUGUUUUAUUUGAUUACUUUAUUUCAUUUCAAGUAAUCUCAUCUCUAUAGAACUGCUGUUUGACAAAAUCGCUAUUUUGUAGUUCAAAGUAAAUAAGGCAUACUUUUAUGACUGCUGAAUACCAACUAUCUAUCACUUUGAUCAUGUAUUUUCAGGUAGCGAUACCUGGCGAAGCAACAGCUGCUCUCUAUAUCCCCUCACAAUCGCACAUUCUUGUCUCUUCCGUAGCAGUUCUAAAAGAAAAACAGACCGGACAAGUAGAUGCUCAAUGGAUUAUGGUCAUUGUAGUUAAUUACCACGGUUUAUGCGCAAAACUAUGUAGAAUAUGGGCCAGUUCAGGCUAGGUCUGAUUUAUCUUUAGAGAAACUAUGCAAUGUUCGCAUUGAGCUCACAGAAAAAUGAACAAAAAACUAAAUGGAAUUCAAAUAAUUGAACUGACUUAAGUCAAUAAAUUGUUUAAAACCCCAAAAAUAACUGCAAUUUCAGUUAAUCGCUCUGCCCUAGAAGCGAAUGAUAAAAAUAUGUUUCAACUGAGAACAGAGAUUACUGCAUUAAGAGGCUACAUAGGCAUUUAACUCAACAAUAUUGAAAUCUAUUUCAUUUUCAUUCAAUUUAGUUAUAUUUUGCUAAUUGUAGGCUGCCUACUGUCUGUCACUUUGCCUCAAUAUGUGUCAUGAUGUGUAACAGCGUGUGCAAUGAUGUGCCAAAUCUUGAUUUAGUGCAUUAUUAUAGGGUAAGCAAAGCAUUAGAAUAAGCCGCCUCGAAAUUUGCAGCUGUGAUAAUAUCUUUGUAGGAGCUGACCCGUCGUCAGUAUUGUGGAAUAAUUCUAAUGUUAAGGUAAGAUUUGAAAUGAGAAAGCUGAUCUGAGAGCAGCGCUGACUUUCUUUCGAUCCUAUCAGGAUCUACUGUAUGCCUCAACGACGCGCUUAGUGAAUGUUCUCCCUGCGUGGUGUUUUGGCAAACGCAUGUUACAUCUUAGGCCAUUGUUGGAACGAGGCAUCGUUAAAACAAUCGUAAGCCUAAAUUACAUCGCUGUCAAGAAGCUGGGCCCUGUUCAAUCGUUGGGCAUCUUUUGAGUUCAAUAUCAUUACAAAAAAAAAAAGAUUUGGACAUUUUUUGCGUCAACAUUUUUCAGAGACAGCCAUGUAUGCAUUAAUGAAUCAAUUAUGAAAGCAUACAAUACAUUUGACUUUGUUUUUACCAAUCUAACUACAUAACAAUGUGGUAAGCAUUUAUUUGAAUGGUAAAUCUCUAUUGAUAAACUAGGUAAAUCAAGAUUUAGUCUAGGCCUAUCCACAAUACAGGUGAAUGCAUAUUCAAUAGGAGUGCGUGCAUGCAUUGACAUAUUGAGCUUGUUUUGUCUGAUUUCAUGGACUACAGAUGACAAUCAGUUUCCCUUCCAUUUGGGACUUAUUUUGUCCUUUAUACUGAGAAAGAACAUUUGAAUAGCUUCUUUUAUAAAAAUGUGCGUUGUGUCUUUAACCAGUAAUGAUGUUAUUCACUAGGCAAGAGGGGGUCAGCAAUAAUCUUUGGGAGAAACUUGAGAGGCAGAAUAAGUGAAUUAAUGUUUUUUUGUUGUCAAUCAGCUUUGAAAUCAGCAUGUUUUGUGCUAUGAUUUGCAUAUUAUCACAAAGUACUAGGGUAGUGAAUUGAUUUUAGCUGUCAGCUAACUAGGAAAGUUAGCCUACAAAGCUGGAAGCUACCGGUAUCUUCUUGCGUUUUAGUGUUCUAGUCUGUAUGGAUAUUGUUUUGUUAACAGUUUCAACAUUUUUACAUGCCGUGUUGCAUUAUUCAAGUGUGUUAACUUCUGCGUAGCAUGAGUGAGGAGCUAACAUGAUACAGCCCAGACUCCCAGUGCAGGCUAGCAAUGAGUAAGUGGAGCAGGCACGGUGCGCGCAAUAAGGGACGACAGCACUGAUAGAUAUGAGAAAUUUGACAAAAGUACCGACUGUAACGAAUUCGAGUAACAAACUGUUUUUCAUGAUCUAGUAACGAAAAGUACAUACGUUUCGCUAUACUGUGCAACACUACUAGCUAGCUAUACUGAACAAAAAUAUAAACGCAACAUGUAAAGUGUUGGUCCCAUGUUUCAUGAGCUAAAAUAAAAGAUCCCAGAAGUUUUCCAUACGCACAAACAGAUUAUUUCUCUCAAAUGUUGUGCACAAAUUUGUUUACAUCCCUGUUAGUGACCAUUUCUCAUUUGCCUAGAUAAUCCAUCCACCUGACAGGUGUGGCAUAUUAAAAAGCUGCUUAAAGAGCAUGAUCAUAACACAGGUGCACCUUGUGCUGGGGACAAUAAAAGGCCACUCUAAAAUGUGCAGUUUUGUCACACAGCACAAUGCCACAGAUGUCUCAAGUUUUGAGGGAGCGUGCAAUUUGAAUGUUCAUUUCUCUACCAUAAGAGAAAUGUCGUUUUAGAGAAUUUGUCUGUACGUCCAACCGGCCUCACAACCGCAGGCCACGUGUAACCAUGCCAGCACGGGACCUCCAUAUCCGGCUUCUUCACCUGCGGAAUCGUCUGAGACCAGCCAACCGGACAGCUGAUGAAACUGGGUUUGCACAACCGAAGAAUUUCUGCACAAACUGUCAGAAACCGUCUCAGGGAAGCUCAUCUGCGUGCUCGACGUCCUCACCAGGGUCUUGACCUGACUGCAGUUCUGCAUUCCCAGUCAUGUGAAAUCCAUAGAUUAGAGCCUAAUGAAUUUAUUUCAAUUGACUGAUUUCCUUAUGAACUGUAACUCAGUAAAAUCUUUGAAAUUGUUGCGUUUUAUUUUUGUUAAGUGUAGUUCGCAAGCUGCAUUUCAGCUAGCAAACAGGCACGCAAAGCUAACGUUAGAUUGCUACGUCGCAGGAGCAACACAAGACUGGGCCAUCUGCUGUUUUAUAUUAGCCAUAGCUAGCAAUCUAGCUAACAUCAUGGCAUUACUUGGGUAGUUAAUCUGAUUUCAAUCUGCAUGAAAUAUGAAGAAGCAGGGUAUUUGCUGCUACAUCAACUUGCAUCACUGCAUUGACCUUCUAGUUUAUGGUCUCUUAUGAUGCAUGUGACCAUCAAGUAAGACGUCACCGCAUUAUCGUCAUUACCUAGAUGCUAACAAUAAUGCCGUGAUUGUGUGUGGUCUGACUGGUUGUGGUUGAGAACACAGAACUUUCAGAUUUGUGGUAGUUUUCUAAUCAAAUGGCACCACCCACCUCCACUUUACCCUAGUUAGCUAUUGAUCCUUUAUCUGCAGGAAGAUGCUGUUGUCUCCCUGGACCUGCCCUGAACCCAUGCACUUAUUUGGGGUAUUGCUUUUGCACACCUGAGAUCUGUAGAGGAUUCACAACGUGGCACUGUCAUAGGAUGCCACCUUUCCAACAAGUCAGUUAGUCAAAUUUCUGCCCUGCUAGAGCUGCCCCGGUCAACUGUAAGUACUGUUAUUGUGAAGUGGAAACGUCUAGGAGCAACAACGGCUCAGCCGCGAAGUGGUAGGCCACACAAGCUCACAGAACGGGACCGCCGAGUGCUGAAGCACGUAAAAAUCGUCUGUCCUCGGUUGCAACACUCACUACUGAGUUUCAAACUGCCUCUGGAAGCAACGUCAGCACAAUAACUGUUCGUCGGGAGCUUCAUGAAAUGGGUUUCCAUGGCCGAGCAGCCGCACACAAGCCUAAGAUCAGUCGUGUGGUCAGGUGCCACAAAGAGGGACCUCGGAAAAUUACAAUUGGUUCAGAACAGGGCAGCACAGCUGGCACUUAAAUGUACACGGAGAGCUAACAUGAAUAAUAUGCAUGUAAAUCUCUCAUCGCUCAAAGUGAAGGAGAGAUUGACUUCAUCACUACUUGUUUUUGUAAGAAGUGUUGACAUGCUGAAUGCGCUGAGGUGUCUGUUUUUAAACUACUAGCAUACAGCUCGGACACCCAUGCAUACCCCACAAGACAUGCCACCAAAGGUCUCUUCACAAUCCCCAAGUCAAGAACAGACUAUGGGAGGCGCACAGUACUACAUAGAGCCAUGGCUACAUGGAACUCUAUUCCACAUUUGGUAACUGAUGCAAGCAAUAGAAUCAGAUUUUAAAAAACAGAUUAAAAAUACACCUUAUGGAACAGCGGGGACUUUGAGACACACACAGACACAUACACAUAAGACACGCACUCUACACACACGUGCACAUGGACGUUGUAUUGUAAAUAUGUGAAAGUGGAGUAGUGGCCUGAGGGAACACACUAAAUGUAUUGGGUAAAGUGUUAUGAAAUGUAAUGUCAUGUAAUAUUUGAAACUGUAUAUAACUGCCUUAAUCUUGCUGGACCCCAGAAAGAGUAGCUGCUAAUGGGGAUCCUUAAUAAAUACAAACACAAGGGUGAUUUUGGCAAACUUGCUUAGUUGUGAAUAGCCUAGGCUACAUACAUACAUAUACAGUCUAUGGCUCCAACCCAACCUAGGCUACAUUCUAUGCUUCCAUGUAAACGGGCUGUUAUUAUAAAAAGACAGAACAAAAAAUGUCUGCAUUUGAGAACAAUCAGAUACAGUGGCAUUUUUGGAAGAGUAUGUGGUCCUGGUGACAUUUGGGUCAACUCAAACACCUGUAUCUAAAGAACAGAUGGUUAAAUACCCAGAGUUUCCUGUUACCAAUGCCGAGCAAAGACCAAUGUAUCUAGUGAGUGCGAUGUGAUUCCUUUUUACAAGUGAAUAUUUUUUGGGUGAAAAAAUACAAAUAACGUUUUCUGUAAAACAUUUUUUCACACAUUAGUUGUCAUUGCUCUGUCAUCAUAUGGUUCACUCCCAACUUUUCCCUUCCCUUUAUGUGGUGGAACAUUCCAAACUCUGAAUUUUGAGGUUCAAAGUGUUAGUUCAUCAGAAAUUGCUUUUUUGUUUUGUUUCAGGUCCACGGCUAGCUCUGGCAAGAUUAUUGUCAGGUAAGCAGCAUCUCCUCUGUUAGUGCAGUGGAUGUAUAGGUCUGCCAAGCUCCAGCUAUUUGGGUUACUCUGCUCUAUCCUCAGCUUGUGCCUCUGUUGAAUUUUCCCAUUCACAGCAGUGCUUUGUUUUUCCAUUUGAACUCAGAUAUUUACUCUGUAACAGUUUUUAUACAAUCAACUCCUUCAACAAUAUUAAACUACUUUCAAAGAAUCCAGUGGGAUUGUCUAGACGCUAGGCUUAGAUUUGUUCCGUGCCAUAGAGUGAGAUGAGUUCUAUCUGUUUUAGAAAGCUAGGCCUAAUACUCCCUCCUCACAGGAGAACCCCUGAUGCUGUGACGUCUCAUGUUAAUCACACAUGGCACUGAGACGCUGACCCACUUAACACUGCUUCUGUGUUACUAAGGUGUAUAUAUACAGUGAGGGGAAAACAGUAUUUGAUCCCCUGCCGAUUUUGUAUGUUUGCCCACUGACAAAGACAUGAUCAGUCUAUAAUUUUAAUGGUAGGUUUAUUUGAACAGUGAGAGACAGAAUAACAACAAAAAAAUCCAGAAAAACGCAUGUCAAAUGUUAUAAAUGUAUUUGCAUUUUAAUGAGGGAAAUAAGUAUUUGACCCCUCUGCAAAACAUGACUUAGUACUUGGUUGCAAAACCCUUGUUGGCAGUCACAGAGGUCAGACGUUUCUUGUAGUUGGCCACCAGGUUUGCACACAUCUCAGGAGGGAUUUUGUCCCACUCCUCUUUGCAGAUCUUCUCCAAGUCAUUAAGGUUUCGAGGCUGACGUUUGGCAACUCGAACCUUCAGCUCCCUCCACAGAUUUUCUAUGGGAUUAAGGUCUGGAGACUGGCUAGGCCACUCCAGGACCUUAAUGUGCUUCUUCUUGAGCCACACCUUUGUUGCCUUGGCCGUGUGUUUUGGGUCAUUGUCAUGCUGGAAUACCCAUCCACGACCCAUUUUCAAUGCCCUGGCUGAUUGAUUGCUUCUGUGGACAGGUGUCUUUUAUACAGGUAACAAACUGAGAUUAGGAGCACUCCCUUUAAGAGUGUGCUCCUAAUCUCAGCUCGUUACCUGUAUAAAAGACACCUGGGAGCCAGAAAUCUUUCUGAUUGAGAGGGGGUCAAAUACUUAUUUCCCUCAUUAAAAUGCAAAUCAAUUUAUAACAUUUUUGACAUGCGUUUUUCUGGAUUUUUUUGUUAUUCUGUCUCUCACUGUUCAAAUAAACCUACAAUUAAAAGUAUAGACUGAUCAUGUCUUUGUCAGUGGGCAAACGUACAAAAUCAGCAGGGGAUCAAAUACUUUUUUCCCUCACUGUAGAUAACUGCCAAAAUAAAGGAAACACCAACAGUGUCUUAAUAGGGCGUUGGGCCUCCAGAACCGCUUCAAUGCGCCAUGGCAUAGAUUCUAAGUGUGUGGAACUCUAUUGGAGGGAUGUGACACCAUUCUUCCACAAUAAUUUGGUGUUUUGUUGAUGGUGGUGAAAAACCGUCCCAGACGCUCCAGAAUCUCCCAUAAGUGUUAAAUGGGGUUGAGAUCUGGUGACUGAGAGACACACCCUUUAAACCACCUAUGCUCCUUUGAGACCCCUCUUUGAAAGUCACUGAGAGCUCUUCUAGCCAUUGUAGCCAAAUAACUGGGCAUUCUUAUGCAUGACCCUAAGCGUGAUGAUAUGUUAAUUGCUUAAUUAACUCAGGAACCACACCUGUGUGGAAGCACCUGCUUUCAAUAUACUUUGUAUCCCUCAUACGUUUGUAUUUUAUUUUGGCACUUACAUUUAUGGCUAGACACUAAAAUAAGGUUUUACUGUAGGCCUAUGUCUUGUCAUGACCCCUUUAGGCUACCUCUUCUUUAUUUUUAUUUUUUAUAGAGGCUUAUUUUAGAUAAAUUGUUAGGCCCUAAUGCAUGUCUCUCACUUCUCCUGUUUCUCAUAUUUUUGUUUGUAAGCGCAGUUCUCAAUAACACUCACAAUGAUGACCCCUGUUUGUUGUUUUAGUUAUAAGGAUUUGAGUCUUGUUUAGUAGCUACUCUGAUUUGAUUUUAAGCACCAGACCUGAAUUGAACUCAGUCAGAAUACUUGAGAGAUAUUGCUGCAUAACUGAAUUCCCAGAAAUAUUUUCCCUUUGUUUUUCCCUUGAUGGUUUCUUUUAUUCAUUUGUUUCCCAGAAAAUGUUCAUUAUUUUAAGCAACGGGUGCAUUGUUAUUGUAAUGUUCAUGAUCAAUUGUGAAAACUAUCACUAGACAGGGGUAUGUAUCUAAGUAAUGAUACUAAAAGCUGGAAAUGCUCAAUAUUUCAUAGACUUGUCUUUCAGUGUUGGUAAGCAAAAUUGAGAGAACAAAAGCUGUGUUGCAGUGGCCAUGUCAAGACUACAGGGGGUGCUGUGUGAUGUUAGCCUCCCUCUGUGCUGUGUUUCAGAGCUGCGCUGCAGCCCUGGGCAGUUUGCCUGCCUCAGUGGGAAGAUGCAAUGCAUCCCCUUGUCCUGGCAGUGUGACGGCUGGACUGCUUGUGAGGACAAGAGCGAUGAGUUGGACUGCCCCCGUGAGUAACACCUCUUUAUCCCUUUACCUAGACCUCAACCUGAACUCUAGUCCCCUUCCCAAAUAAUCAUGAUACUGUAAGUACAUUUUCAUUAUUGCAUGCUCUAUUGUGAAAGACAGAGACUUCGUACAUCCCCAAAAUACUAUAAAUUAGGCUAAUCUUGAACAGCUCAGAGCAGCUCUAAAUUUCUUAGAAAACAACUUUCUAAAUGUCAGGGGAAACACCAAACUCACUGAGUACAUACAGUGGUGAAAAAAAGUAUUUAGUCAGCCACCAAUUGUGCAAGUUCUCCCACUUAAAAAGAUGAGAGAGGCCUGUAAUUGUCAUCAUAGGUACACGUCAACAAUGACAGACAAAAUGAGAAAAAAAAUUCAGAAAAUCACAUUGUAGGAUUUUUAAUGAAUUUAUUUGCAAAUUAUGGUGGAAAAUAAGUAUUUGGUCAAUAACAAAAGUUUCUCAAUACUUUGUUAUAUACCCUUUGUUGGCAAUGACACAGGUCAAACGUUUUCUGUAAGUCUUCACAAGGUUUUCACACACUGUUGCUGGUAUUUUGGCCCAUUCCUCCAUGCAGAUCUCCUCUAGAGCAGUGAUGUUUUGGGUCUGUCGCUGGGCAACACGGACUUUGAAAUGCUUCUUACGAAGCCACUCCUUCGUUGCCCGGGUGGUGUGUUUGGGAUCAUUGUCAUGCUGAAAGACCCAGCCACGUUUCAUCUUCAAUGCCCUUGCUGAUGGAAGGAGGUUUUCACUCAAAAUCUCACGAUACAUGGCCCCAUUCAUUCUUUCCUUUACACGGAUCAGUCGUCCUGGUCCCUUUGCAGAAAAACAGCCCCAAAGCAUGAUGUUUCCACCCCCAUGCUUCACAGUAGGUAUGGUGUUCUUUGGAUGCAACUCCGCAUUCUUUGUCCUCCAAACACGACGAGUUGAGUUUUUACCAAAAAGUUAUAUUUUGGUUUCAUCUGACCAUAUGACAUUCUCCCAAUCCUCUUCUGGAUCAUCCAAAUGCACUCUAGCAAACUUCAGACGGGCCUGGGCAUGUACUGGCUUAAGCAGGGGGACAUGUCUGGCACUGCAGGAUUUGAGUCCCUGGCAGCGUAGUGUGUUACUGAUGGUAGGCUUUGUUACUUUGGUCCCAGCUCUCUGCAGGUCAUUCACUAGGUCCCCCCGUGUGGUUCUGGGAUUUUUGCUCACCGUUCUUGUGAUCAUUUUGACCCCACGGGGUGAGAUCUUGCGUGGAGCCCCAGAUCGAGGGAGAUUAUCAGUGGUCUUGUAUGUCUUCCAUUUCCUAAUAAUUGCUCCCACAGUUGAUUUCUUCAAACCAAGCUGCUUACCUAUUGCAGAUUCAGUCUUCCCAGCCUGGUGCAGGUCUACAAUUUUGUUUCUGGUGUCCUUUGACAGCUCUUUGGUCUUGGCCAUAGUGGAGUUUGGAGUGUGACUGUUUGAGGUUGUGGACAGGUGUCUUUUAUACUGAUAACAAGUUCAAACAGGUGCCAUUAAUACAGGUAACGAGUGGAGGACAGAGGAGCCUCUUAAAGAAGAAGUUACAGGUCUGUGAGAGCCAGAAAUCUUGCUUGUUUGUAGGUGACCAAAUACUUAUUUUCCACCAUAAUUUGCAAAGAAAUUCAUUAAAAAUCCUACAAUGUGAUUUUCUGGAUUUUUUUCCCUCAAUUUGUCUGUCAUAGUUGACGUGUACCUAUGAUGAAAAUUACAGGCCUCUCGUCUUUUUAAGUGGGAGAACUUGCACAAUUGGUGGCUGACUAAAUACUUUUUUUCCCACUGUAUGUUUUCUUAACGUCUUUCAUUGAGAGCUUUGUUUUUAAAAAUCAGUUUUGGGGUGAUACAUAUAUUCGGCGCAUGUGACAAUAAAAUAAUGGGUGUAGACUUUACUGUGAAAUGCUUACUUACGAGUCCUUUCCCAACAAUGCAGAGUAAAAAAUGUAAGAACAUUUGCAAAUAAAAAUAGAAAAUAGUUACACAAUAAAUAAGUCUAUAUACAAGGUGUACCGGUACUGAGUCAAUGUGCAGGGCUACGAGGUAGAGGUAAUAUGUAGGUAGGAGUAAAAGUGACUAUGCAAUCAGGAUAGAUGAUAAACAGAGUAGCAGCAGUGUAUGUGGAGAGUGUGUGUGUGAGCAUGUGGGUAGGGUCCGGUGAAUGUGCAUAGUCGGUGUAAGAGAGUCGGUGCAAAAAAAGGGUAAAUAGUCUGGUUAACCAUUUUGAUUAACUGUUCAGCAGUCUUAUGGCUUGGGUAGAAGCUGUUCAGGUGCCUUUUGGUCCCAGACUUGGUGCUCCGGUACCACUUUUUGUGCGGUAGCAGAGAGAACAGUCUGUGGCUUGGUUUGCUGGGCUCUUUGUCAAUUUUCCGGCCCUUCCUCUGUCACCGCCUGGUAUAGAGGUCCUGGAUGGCAGGGAGCUCCGCCCCAGUGAUGUACUGGGCCGUCCGCACCACCCUCUAAUGCCUUGUGAUCGAGGACAGUGCAGUUGCCAUACCAAGCUGUGAUGCAGCCAGCCAAUAUGCUCUCAAUGGUGCAGCUGUAGAACUGCAAUGUGGUUAGAUAUUGCAGUAGUAAGCGAUUUUAAGGAAAUCCUAUUGUUUCCGCUUCUUAAUUCCUGAACUAGCGCUGAUCCCUGGAUCGCUGGCUGCGUUAUAGGAAUUAUGGAAAGGAUUGGGUACACACACAGCAUCUGACCUCCAUAACACCUUCUUGUUUCAUCUGGACUGUGUGCAUAUUACAUUAUUUGAUAAAUGGUGGCAAAAGCAGUCAAAACAUUUGACUUUAUUUUUUGUCAUGAGAAACAACUACCGUAUUUUCCGCACUAUAAGGCGCACUUAAAAGCCUUUAAUGUUCUCAAAGGACAGUGCGCCUUAUAAUCCGGAGCGCCUUAUAUAUGGAUCAAUUGGUUAAUUGGUUGAUCCAUACUGGUUGUACACGGCGCUCAAGGCGCUCUGUCAAAAUGUUGCAGUAUGAAAAACCAAUAAAAACAAUUUAAUAAUAAUGAAAUGUUUCAGUACGACUGGUAAACUACAAAGCCGCACCGCUUGCAGCAUUACGGCUACCGUAGUCAGUAAACACAGGUACUGUGCUUACUCACAGUCCCACACCACUUGUGUGUGUAUAAAGACCCCAAAAUUGUUGUCAGAACGCUUAAUAAAGUUUGACUUUAUCUGACUGUUUUGUUGACAUUCCCUUUAGCACAGCUCCAUCUAGUGGAUGCAUAACGCAACCCCAGUCAAACGUUUGACUGCAGUAUCUUCUAUUCUAUGCGCCUUAUAAUCCGGUGCGCCCUAUAUAUGAAAACAGUUCUAAAAUAGGCCAUUCAUUGAAGGUGCGCCUUAUAAUCCGGUGCGCCUUAUAGUGCGGAAAAUACGGUAAUGUUUUUGCAGUUGAUGACCCGUGAAUGGGCUGAAAGGGCAGUUUCUCCAUCCCCUAAUAAGUUCCUUGAGUACAAACAAAGUUGUCUUCAGAAGGUUUUUUUAUGAACUGCAGCCAGUAGCCACUGUACAUUCCUUUUAUUGAAACACUGCUUACACUCUGUUAUAUUUCUCUCUCGCUCGGAUCCUCCCUCACAGCCAUGAAGGAGGAGACGUUUCACUUUGCCAAUGGGUUUGACCAAGUGGAAGAUGUAAUCGGCGUGGCCCAGCCUAUGCGCUUUAACAGUAAGACCCCACCUAACUACCUCCAUCAUUCAUUCACUCAGUACUCAUCCAAAAAGAUGAGCUAGAGAGAUUUUAAAACAAUAUCUAAACUACUGGAAGUGUUGUUGCUGAAAGAACAGAUGGAAAGCUUUGUUACUGGACAUAGGCCUACUGUAAGAGCACUAAAGCACAUUUACCUCCACAGAGAAGUGCCCUAGUGGGUGGCAUCACUACGAGAAGACAGCCAGCUGCUACAAAGUGUACCUGAGGAAUGAGAACUACUGGCAGGCUGUGGACACAUGCCAGAAAGUCAAUGGCUCGUUGGCGACCUUCGUUACCAACGAGGAACUGCAGUUCAUCCUCAAGAUCGAGGUUGAUUUCGACGAGAAAGUGUGCGAGCGCAGAGACCAGUGCAAGUGAGUAUGUGUUUGCUAAGGAUGGGUUACGUGAAGUGAUAUAGUGUUGAUCUGAAUGCCUGAAGGCUGAUGCUUUACUGUCCCAGAGUCAUUUGUUAUUAUUUCAUCCACUUUCUCUCUGAUUCAGGUUCUGGGUGGGAUACCAGUAUGUCAUAACCAAUCGGAACCAUUCACUGGAGGGCCGUUGGGAGGUGGCUUAUAAAGGUGGGUGCAGUUAAUUUGAAUGAAAAGGAGCAGUUGCAACUCAAGGAGCACUCAUUGUCAUGCUCAAACCACCAAAGCAAUAAACCUGUAUUUGGCUUAAGGUUAAUCUUGUUCCCUUCUCUGUUCCCUUACAGGGUCGAUGCAGGUGUUCCUGCCCCCGGAGGGCCUGACUAACUUUGGAGAGGCAUCUCCGACCCAGGACAACGUUUUCUGUGCCCAGCUGCAGCGCUUCCAGAUCAAGAGCAUGAACGAGCGCGGCCUUCAUAGCUGGCAUGCCGAGAACUGUUACAAAAAGUUCCCCUUCCUGUGCAAGAGGAGUAUGUCUGCUCUUAUUAAAACCCAAUGACCUAUGCAGCUUCACAGGAGAUCAAAGUAGCUUGAUUGUAACAAGUGUAGAUGCUCAGUUGAAACUUGGUUGUUUGAGUCAUAAGAUUCAAUAAAUUCUGUAUCAAAAGUCUUGGGUGCUGUAAUGUGUACGUAAAUUAGGGAAGUCCAGCGUUCUAUGUUAGUGUAGGUAUAGUUUUUUGUUUGGUUCUGGUUGUAAACCUUUGAUUUUCUUUAACAGGGCAGACAUGUGUGGACAUAAAGGACCAGGUGGUGACCGAGGGGUACUACUUCACCCCUAAGGGGGAAGACCCGUGCCUGAGCUGCACAUGUCACGACGGCGAGCCAGAGAUGUGUGUGGCCGCGCUGUGUAAUCGGCCAGAGGGCUGCAAGCACUUCGGCAAGGACCCCAAGGAGUGCUGCAAGUUCACCUGCCUGGACCCAGGUACUGCCUAAACACACACAAUUCCCUAUAAAAAAAAAAAACUAGAAACAAUGGAUGUUUGUGAAUGUCCCACAAGGUGGAGCUCUUAACACAUCUCACUUGUCAUGCACCUCAAUGUUUGGCACUAGUUUCAGAAGACGGAAGUAAAUGGACAAAAGGAUAUUUAAAAAAAACAUUUGAAUUGUAUUAAAAUGUGGACCCGCUGUCUUUUAGAAGGCAGCAGCCUGUUUGACUCCAUGGCCAGUGGGAUGCGUCUGAUCGUCAGCUGUAUCUCCUCCUUCCUCAUCCUCUCUCUGCUGCUCUUCAUGGUGCACAGGCUCCGGCAGCGCAGACGUGAGCGCAUCGAAACACUCAUUGGAGGAAACCGUAAGCGUCAUAUAAUCGCACUCAUGCAAAACAACGAAUGUCACCAAGCUCACUGCCAUCCCUUGAAGAAACAGCCCUGUUUGGUCUUUUAACAAACACAGGGAACACCUCUCCUAGCUAGCCUGUAUUAGCCUCUAGCCUCAGGUACUUCAGUGUAUUCGCAUUUUAUUUGUGUUUCAUUUGUGAGUGUCCGUCUACAUUGGUUUCAAUUAGCGGAAAUGUUGUCUCACUCUCUUUUUCUUGGCACUCUCUAUCCUCAGUGCACCAUUUCAACCUUGGACGGCGAGUCCCAGGCUUUGACUAUGGCCCGGACGCUUUUGGCACUGGCCUCACUCCCCUUCACCUCUCUGAUGAUGGAGAGGGAGGCGCAUUUCAUUUCCAGGAACCUCCCCCACCCUACGCUGCCUACAAAUACCCUGACAUCCAGCACCCAGAUGACCCCCCUCCUCCCUACGAAGCCUCCAUCAACCCCGACAGCUUGCUCUAUAUGGACCUGGGUAGGCCCAAAAUAACUUAUGGACCACCCUGUGUUCUUAAUGUUUCCGUGAUUUACUCACUUCCUGUGAUAGAACAGUUGUGAUUUUUACUAGAUACUAUGUUAAGUAUCUAGCUGUUUCUGAACCCUGUCCUCACUGUUCUCCACAGCACGCCAUGGGGUUCAGAUGAUCCCAAGUCAGAUGAGGGAUGUGGUAGAUGCCAUGACAGACGCCCCAGCACUACCUGUCCCCGAGCCAGAGUCUGUGCCAAUGUCCUCCCAGGAGCGGGAGGACUCCAUCGACAGCAGUACCCUCCUGGUGGGGCCUGACACCCCCACUGACGGCCACGCCCCUGACUCCAUGCCUGCAGACUGCAGCAGCAGCUCCUCCCUCAGCACCAUGGUAUAGGACUGAGAGGAGGGGGAGGGGAGCUGCUAUGGUCUGGACCCACAGAUUGAGAGAGGUGGACAGUGGCAGACUAUGGAGGGUGGACUGGAGCGGACUGGUCCAUGAGGGGAGGGUGAGGAGAGACUGGAAUGGCAAAAGACAGAGGAUAGAGAUUGUAUCAGGAUGGAUUGCGGGACCAGUCUACUCCUUGAGGUGGGCAGCGGUGAGGAGAAUCGGACUGGUAUGUUUCUUAAACAGGUGAAUUGAAACUGGUCGGGUGUCUGUCAGAAACGUAUCCUCUACAGUUGAACUUGGAGAAAUGGAGUGGAGCAGAUCGCUUUCCUACAGGUGAGCACAGACCAGCGAAUAAGGAUCUGGAAGACUGAUUCUGUACAGAGAACUAACAACACUACACCAGGCCGAGGAGGCUGAGCUUCUGCUUCUAGUUGUCAUUGGACAAAGCUUUUGAAUUGUAUUGUUUGAGCUUCAUGCUCAAGAUUGCCCCCAAUGUAAAUACUCCCUCAAGCAUUACACCAGGUAAUAAUGACGGAGGCGGUAGAUGGCUUGCGUCUUUCUGCUUAUGUCCUGGAGGUAGAGGCUGAGACAGAGCUUGGAUUAUUGUUUGUUGGAUUUACAGCAUGACGCGUGACUCGAAGCGCCGUGUGCUUCUGCUCUCCCUCCCAACUACAUCUCCAAGUCUCCUCCAUGAAUGAAAUGCAUUAAUUUUCCAUCACAAGCACCGCCUCCGAACUGGGAUUUCUGCACUCUCCAAUCAAUCUGAUAUGCUAAGACGUCUUCCAGAUUGAUGGCACAAAUUUGAAUAUGAAAAUUAAAGUUUCUGCUACAAAAGGUUUUUUAACCUUGCAAAAAUAUUUAGGUACGGUUAGUGUUAACUCCAACUAACACUCGAACUUACUGUGUUUUUUGAAAUAAAUGCUACAACUUUUCAAAUAAUCUUGCUACAAUAUUGAAUUUCAUUUAUGAGUUCUAAUUGAAUAAGGUUGAGUAUUGUGCCCUUUUCUUGGGGAGGAAGUAGGCUGUGAAUUGUUUAUUGUGGGAUCUGAACAUUGAUGAUGGGUCCCCCACCUUAGUCAAUGAGUUCACCUCAUGAAGAGAAUGUCAAUGAAUGAUGAGUGUGAAUUAAGGUUAGCUUUUCAUUUGUAGCUCGUAGCAAUGUGUAAUGGUUACUUACUGUUUUAUACCCCAUCAUGAAAUGUGUAAAAGUAAACUUCUUAAGAUAAAGUGUUCUCCUCAUGAAAUCAUAUUAACAAUUAAUACUAAAUUAAUUAUGUCUUCAACUGUCUGUUACUUGACUGUACGUAUGUGUGAGGGUUUGUAUGUACACAAAUUAAUCAAUUGUCAUUUUUGGAAGCCAUCAUUGAAUCCGCUGUAUUUCUUUUCUUACCAAUGUACAUGGUCAUCUCAGUGUAUUUAAGAUUCAGACUAUAACAUGACAUUGGCGAUUUAACUGUUUAGAUUUUAACAGUAGCCUAAAUGGCAUUGGGUGGUUAACCCCAUUUCUCCUGUUGCAUGAUGACAGACAGGAAAGUCUAAUGCAGUAGUGAAAAAGCUACUAGGAAAACCAUAAUUUGAUCCCAUUAUGACAAUCAUUCUAUACAGUCAUGAGGUAUAUACUCUAGACCUGUGAGAGCCCUGUUGCUUGUUCACCUGUGGCGUUGAAAGGUCAAAGGAGUUGGAAGGCUACAAUGGAAGGCCUAUGAAAGCACAAAGACCCCUAUAAGGAUUUUGGAGCCAGUUUGGUCCAAGCCCUUACCAGCCAGGAUCUGCAUAGCAUGCUCAUCUAUAUGGCUUUAGUCUAUCACCAGCAGCACUGAAAUGGCUGAAGAUCCAUCUUGAGAAUUGCAGCUUUGUGUGUACCAUGUGUUUAUGUACAGUUGUAUGUAUGUAUGUAUGUAGCAUUACAUUAGUUUUUUUAUUUUCUUUGGUAGGUCUCAAGUUUGUUUUGUAUUACAUUUUUUUUAGCAUAGACAAUCCUUUUGGGGAUUAUCCAAGGAAAUCAUGUCUUGAAUUGUUACAAAAAUGUAUCUUAAACUUUGGUGUGUGUGCAUGUGUGUUUGGUGGUCAGCUCUCCAUCUUUGGUUUGAGUGUGUUUUUAGGACCUAUAGUGCAUGUUUUAGUCUUUAGGCAUGCUGAGAGAACAUAUUUCCAACAGAUUUAUAAUUUUAAACAGUUCUACUCAUCUUGGCCCAGGCUUAGCCCAGAGGCUUACCUACAGGUUGAUGUAGAUAAAUGCGUUGGAACCCCUGCUCCAACCCCAACUGCUGGAUUUGCACUGUAGUUGAUUUGUUAUGAUAGACAAUGGUGGCGUGUAAAAUAAACUUUCAAUGAGUUAGAACAUGAUGUAUGUAAAAUGCAACAGUUGAUACAUUUAGUUGUAUUCUCUUUAAGUUCAUAGCUUUUAAAUUGUAUUUUUUUUUGCUUCUUUUGCAGGGGGCUCUUAUGUAUUUUUCUGAGGUAGAUGUACAUCUAAUCAAAUGCCAAAUAAAUUGUAUCAUGAAGGACA